AUGCAACCCAGAGGCUCGAGAGUGGCAGGACCACUCCUCCGUAUAAAUGCCAUCUCAUCACAGCUCUCAGCAUCAUCCUCAUCGCACCCGUUCUCAACAUCAUCCUCAUCCAACUACACCCCCGUCAACCCCCAAGAAAUGAAAUCCCGCCCACCAAAAAUCAUCCGCGACUACCUCACCCCCAUGCCCUCCCACCUCCUCACUACCACGCUCUCAGACCUCCUCCACGCAGCACGACCACCAUCUUCUUCGGUGCUCAUGUCUUCGGAGAGACAUCUUCCGCAGGGCCACCACUUGGUGUAUUUCCCGCUACAGACGGCGGCGAGCGAGUUGGCCUUUGACGGGGCGGAUCGGGAUCAUGCGCCGAAUGGGGAGUUUACGAAGAGGCUUUGGGCUGGGGGGGAGGUGCGGUUCAAGAGUGAUGAAGGGUUGGUGCUGGAUGGGAGGGCGUGGGUGUGUGAGGAGGCGAUUGGGGAUGUCAAGGUGAAGGGCGGCGGGAGGGCGGAUGAGAAGGUGUUUGUGGAUUUGUGGAGGCGGUAUGGGCUUGGGCAUGAGGUUGGAGAGGGGGGGGGGUGGGAUGUUGAGGAGAGGAGGACGUUGGUGUUUAUGCGGAAGGGGGAGGAUGAGGAGGGGGAGGCUGCGGCUGUUGCUGCUGCUGCUGCAAGAGUUAUCAAAUACCCUCACCCCCCUACACACUCCGUCUCCAUCAUCCCCACGCCUUCCCAUCUCUUCCACUUCUCGGCACUCACCUUCAACGCGCACUCCAUCCAUAUCGACCCCGGCUAUGCGAGAUCCCAAGACGGGCACAAGACGAUCCUCGUGCACGGGCCGUUGACGCUGGCUCUUAUGCUGCGCGUGCUCAACGACCAUGUUGCUGCUGCUGGUGCUGAUGCAAAAGGAGGGGCGGUAAAGUCCAUUGGGUAUAGGAAUUAUGCGCCGCUGUAUGUUGGCGAGAAGAUGACUGUUUGUGUGAGGCGGGUGAGGGAGGUUGGAGAGGAGGAGGAGUGGGAUGUUUGGGUGGAAGGGCCGGAGGGGGGGAUGGCGGCCAAGGGGAGUGCUGUGGUGGAUGCGAGGAAGAUGUAG
Messenger RNA from Trichoderma gamsii, 1083 nucleotides. RefSeq lists its product as hypothetical. The transcript has 2 exons. The coding region runs from base 1 to 1083 and encodes 360 amino acids. Gene Ontology annotation, cellular component: mitochondrion. Gene Ontology annotation, molecular function: (3R)-hydroxyacyl-[acyl-carrier-protein] dehydratase activity. The record is from RefSeq and is a predicted model, not a curated record. NCBI's taxonomy places the organism in Eukaryota, Fungi, Ascomycota, Sordariomycetes, Hypocreales, Hypocreaceae.